Xenopus tropicalis (tropical clawed frog) is the source of this 997-nucleotide messenger RNA. It is a transcript of the gene sdc4, whose product is annotated as syndecan 4. The record is from RefSeq and is marked provisional. Lineage: Eukaryota; Metazoa; Chordata; Amphibia; Anura; Pipidae. Gene Ontology annotation, cellular component: membrane.
UGACUGCUUGGGGGUUAUUCGCCAUAUUACUGACUGCUUGGGGGUUAUUCAGCUCAUUACUGACUGAGGGUUAUUCAGCACUGUUCUGCCAAGAGAUCGGAUCUGGGGAUUUCUCAUACAUUUACUUGGGAGCUACCGACUAGUCGUCUACAAUCAUGAAUCAGAUCCUGCUGGUUAUCGCCCUGGUGCUGUCCGCAGUCGCAGCCGAGUCGAUAAGGGAGACUGAAACAAUGGACCCCACGAGUAUGCUUGAGUAUGAAUCGUCUGGCUCUUUCCCUGAAGGGGACUUUGAUGAUGACGAAGAAGACGACUAUGAUAUCGACUCCGAAUCGGACAACGAUGAAGAUUACUCCGGUUCAGGAGAACACGAAACUGAUGAUAUUGACGUCAAUGAAGACAAUGAUGAUGAUGAUGAUGAUGAAGAAUAUGAUGAGGAAACAACAACUUUGGGCAACCAAAUUCCUGAACACGUUGACAUAGCCAAAGGCGGCACAAAACAUAACACCUACAGCGAAAACAACGAAGUCGACAAUGACAUUCGGUACCCAACUAAGCCCAAAAACUUGGAGCCAUCCAAUGAAAUCUCCAUGGCCAGCACUGGCUCUGCUGGAUUUUUCCAAAGAACAGAAGUUAUUGCUGCAAUCAUUGCCGGCACGUUGGUUGGCCUGGUCGUCGCAGUCUCCUUCAUUGUAUUCCUAGUAAUAAGGAGAAACCAAAACGGGGAUCUGGUCAAGAAACCCAUCUACAAGAAAACUUCAACAAUGGAAGUAUAGGAAAAUUCUCCUGCUUACCCAAUAAAGGACUUUUUUUCGUUUUUUUUUUUUUUUUUUAAAGCAUUCGAUAGCUAAGAAAUGUUUCUCCGUGUGCAGUGAAUGCGUUUUUUUUUUUUUUUUUUCUGCAUCCGAAUCCUGAUUUUUACAAAAUCUUUUAACUCGGUUUGAUAGAAUAUAAGCUGUAAUUAAAAGAAAAACAAAAAAACCAAAAAAAAAAAAAAAAA